Messenger RNA from Hevea brasiliensis (rubber tree), 606 nucleotides. Its product is annotated as calcium-binding protein CML38. Bases 65 to 493 code for a protein of 142 amino acids. The transcript has a single exon. The record is from RefSeq and is a predicted model, not a curated record. Lineage: Eukaryota; Viridiplantae; Streptophyta; Magnoliopsida; Malpighiales; Euphorbiaceae. Gene Ontology annotation, molecular function: calcium ion binding.
ACGUUCUUCAUGCACACCCAUCUGAUCCUGCAAAUUAAUUAACCCUAAAUAACGUCUUCCAUUGAUGAUGAACAGCAAAUUCCAGGAAUAUGAGCGUGUGUUUAGCCACUUCGAUGAGAAUGGAGAUGGGAAGAUUUCCCCUUGGGAGUUGCAGCGAUGUGUUGGUGCUAUAGGCGGGGAGCUGUCCCAGGCGGAGGCGGAGGCGGCAGUUGAGUACUCGGAUUCCGAUGGAGAUGGGUUGUUGGGUUUUGAAGACUUUGUUAGGUUUGUUGAUGGAGGUGAAGAAGAAGAGAAGGUGAAGGAUUUGAAGGAGGCUUUUAAGAUGUAUGAGAUGGAAGAAAGUGGAUGUAUUACUCCUAAGAGUUUGAAAAGGAUGCUUAGUAGAUUAGGUCAGUCUACCACCAUUGAAGCAUGCAAGACUAUGAUUGCUCAGUUUGAUCUUAAUGGUGAUGGAGUUCUUAAUUUUGAUGAGUUUAAGGUUAUGAUGUUAUGAUGAUGAUCAUGAUGAGGAGGUGGAGGCUCUCUAUAUAUUUAUUGAUUCAUUUCUUGUACAUAACAUUAUUUAUUAUUGAUUUAGCUUCAAAUAAAUGUCUCUCUUGCAUAAAA